Messenger RNA from Vollenhovia emeryi, 5374 nucleotides. It is a transcript of the gene NFRKB, whose product is annotated as nuclear factor related to kappa-B-binding protein. NCBI's taxonomy places the organism in Eukaryota, Metazoa, Arthropoda, Insecta, Hymenoptera, Formicidae. Gene Ontology annotation, cellular component: Ino80 complex. Bases 431 to 5038 code for a protein of 1535 amino acids. Gene Ontology annotation, molecular function: protease binding. The transcript is spliced from 15 exons. The record is from RefSeq and is a predicted model, not a curated record.
UGCGACGCGAACAGACUUUGGGACGCUCGGGUCGGGUGAUGUUUCUGAACGCAGUUCGGGAAAAGAUUGGAAGAUUGCUAGAUUGUCGAUUGCACGCUUCACGUAAUAUUGUUGUUGUUAUCGUGUUUAAUGCCAUGAUUAAGAAAUGCUGGAAUAUUAUAAUCGUUCGGAGACAAAUAAUCGAUAGCAACAUUACUUAAUACUUGUUUUAUAACAAUUAUCCUUGCUAUACAAGUGCUUGUACUUAGAGAAGUUACUUGUACGUGGAGAAAUAUCAGAAAGAUCUUUUCGUGUCUUUUUCCCUGUAUACGUCAAAUUGACGUUAUAUAUUGUGUGUAUAUAUAAUUAGGUGGAAAGACGCUCAUUUUUUUGCUAGGUAUAGGACAGAUUGUGUAAAAGGUGUGCCAGAUUGAAAAUUCGAAGACUGAAAAUGGAGAUAGAUGAAUGCUCGGCCGGUGGAGAUAGCGGAGCGGAGGAAGACGAGGAAGAAGCUUCGACGCACGAAUCCAGAACUGACAGCAGUAGUAGUAUGAGCGGUAGUAGUACAACGACAGACAGUGAGCAAGACAGUGGCGAAGAUCAUGCCACAAGCAGCAGCGAGAGCCACAGUUCUGCAGAGGAGGACGAGGACGAAAAUGCAGAGUAUAUGGUGAACAUUGAGAACCCUGAUGAUGUGGGAUGGGAAACCUGCGUUGCUGCCAAUAUUAAAGUAAAACUACCGCAAGAUCUUUGCGAACACUUCAGUAUCUUCAAGGAGAUGCUAGAUUAUCCACGUUUCUGGAACGAAUGGCUUACCGAGAGCCAACGAGAAACCUUGUACAAUCUCUUGCCUACUUUUCCAAAAGACUCCAAUAUAGAGGCGCAAAUGGAAAGAUCAUUGCAAAUGUUAUUUAAUAGAGAAAACGACAGAUUUGGUGUAACGACAUUGGACGCGUUUCAUAAUCAUCUUUCCUCUGGUCACUAUCGUCCUGAUAUCAAAAGAAUACGCGGCUUGGUUCGUAAAGCGCAGAAAAGAAGAUCGUUGUUUGAGGAACGGAAACGAUCGUACGAAUUGGCGAAUCAGUUGCUAAAAUCGCGCGAAAGUUUGUUAUCAAACGCGUACAGACAAGGUUUCAAUCAACCAGUGAACCGAACGGUAUCUAAACUUCAUUGGCGAAAAUCACAACCAAUAAUGGUUGAGGAAAAGACCCAAUUGCGCUAUUUGGAGGAGCUAAACGCAGUUCGGGCGGAGCUCAGGACUAGCAUGAGACUGUCCGCUGAUACGACGUCCGAGAACGAAGAGAAUUAUCCUCAUUAUCAUACAACUGGCGCUAAGCAGAAGAGAAAACGACGUUUUACCAUGAGUCUUCAAGGAUUGUCGGUCAAAGGCCUACAGCUCAAUCAUGAGGAUGACACAAUUCGACCUGUAUUCUCCACCUUGCAGCGAAUGGAGUACGCUUCUAAUAGAUCGUUGUUUGUACGCGAACAAACGGAGGAGACCUAUCGUACUAUGUUAAUCGCACAUAAAAAACGACGUGCCCGUCGUGACCUUCAUCCGGAGCUUAACACCCAAGGAAUUGCGCUCGCCGAUCUCACGCAGAGAUCGCAAAUCGGUCAAAAGCAGAAGCUUACGAUCGGCAAUUCUAUGAAGAUAACGUCCGCUAAGAAGAAAAUCAAGUUGGAACAAAACUCGUGUCUUCUGCCCACGCCAAAACUAGUAAACUCCAAUUCUGUGAAACACGAAAGCGACAACAGCGAUUACUCCCAUACAACGGACGACAAUAGACAAUCCAAUGUCGUAGACGUGGAUUACAGUAAAAUAACUAUGCCUAUCAAGUCGGAACCCGUUGAAGUGUACGAUGUACAAACCAAAAAGAAAAUCAGCCCGGUGACUCAAAGGGUCAGCAAGCCAGCGGUAGCCAAUGUACCAGAGAUAAAAAAGGAAGUCGAAGACAUGGAGUAUGACAAAAUCAAGACUGAAUUAAAUUUGGGCGUGAGCGAGGAUGUGCUAGCUGAGACUGAGGAAGAGGAGGAGAAUGAAUCUAAGAAGGAGCUUGAUUUGGACAGCAUUGACAUGAUGCAGUUACCGAUCCAACUUGAUGACGGAAUUGAUAUACUCGACGACGUCAAGUGUGAAGAUGAGAAAGUCAUAUCGAUACCCGAGACGAAGAUGACUGUGUCGGUCAAUGAAAGUAUUGAUAUUAACAACGGGGCAGAAUUAAUGCAAGAGACCCACACGUGCUUCUUCUCUCUGCUGCGGGACGCUUUUACCUCGAAGGGGGAGUACCGAAUGAGCGCGGCAGAAAUGAAGGAAGCGGUAACGCAGUGGCAAGGCAAUCCCAUCUCUCCUUUGAACGACUGGUAUUCUCUAGUACCCUCGUGGCCUACUUUAGUACCAUUAGCUCUGGGAUUUCUUGCCGGCGAGUUAAUGUAUCCUCAAGAUUUGGAUCAGCGGCAAGAACGAGAUCAAGAGCUUGUACCCUAUCUGGAAAAUAAGGGUCGAGGUGUAUAUGCGUGGAUCGGUGCCGGGAGAGACUCUGAUACCCGAUUGCAGGACUUGUGCACAAAGUUCCUCAUGUACAAAGAUGUAUUGACGUCACCAUACACUGCGACAACUAAUAUUGUAACACCAACAAAGUCGCAACAAUCUCAACUCGCCUCGAGUAAUAACAGCGCGAACAAUAAUGCGAUCGUUACAAGCGGAAUUUUGCAAAGCGGUAGAAGCGGAAGUCCAGCAUUAGAAGCUACUAACGUGGACGCUAGUGCCGCUGGAACAGAUUGGGAGCCACCUCGGCCGCUAUUUCCCACGGAAUGGAAAGUCCGUCCGUCCACGGUAGAAGAACGCGAGGAAUUCCGGAGACAAGAGCGUAUGCGUUACGCUGCGCCUCAUAAAGCAUUUACGUACCGCAUGCAUGGUUACGCGUCCGUAGUCGGCCCCGUCAAAGGAAUUUACCAGCAUAAUGUUGCUUCAGGACAAACCAAGGCUCGAGGACAUUCGUUACUGGUGCCGGAUCGUCCAAACUUCGUAACAAUUUUAGCGCUAGUUAGAGAUGCUACUGCUCGACUUCCCAAUGGCGAAGGAACUCGAGCUGAUAUUUGUCAGUUACUGAAGGAUUCACAGUACAUCAUAGAACAAGACAAUGACGAGAAGGAAGGAUACCUCCAUUCUGUGGUAUCGGGAGCGCUUGAUAGAUUGCAUUACGAAACAGAUCCCUGUGUUAGAUAUUAUCCUCGUCGAAAGGAGUGGCUCUAUCUUCAUCGAGGACGAUCUGAAUCUGAAUUUGAAAUGGUUCACCAACAAUUGCAAGGUAUUGCAAAGAAUAAGAAAAGCGUUGGCAAUACGUCGCGAAAUAAAGUGGUGCAACCAAUCCUGAAGUCAGCCAAUAUAAAUAAAGAACAGUCUUCGAAUACUAAGGAAGUUGUUCUGAAGAAAGAAAGGCGAGUGACAACUAUGCCUACGCAACCCGUUAUUCCUAAGAAAGAGCAGCGUAAAACUGAAGAGAAAAUUAUUCCUGAUCAUCCUAUUCCCCCUGAACAUUCCGUUAAUACUAAUGUAGAAAUGGCAGUUAGCGCAAUAACAUCAGCGAUUUCUACUGCCGAGACUCCUGCGUCCGUUGCGUCGGUCGUGACCUCUUCGGCUCCGAUCACAAAUGUAGCGAGCGCAGAACGAGAUAACACUGCAAUAGACACGAAAUCGCAGCUCGCUCCGAUAACGAUGGUGAAAAAGGCAUCCACCAUCGGAGGGAAACCAAUCGCUGUGCUCAAGACAAACGCUACUCAGAGUCUAUUGCAAUCGAAUCAACACAAUUUUCCGCAUCACCAAAUUCAAGUGUCGACGUCCGCUGGCCUGCAAACCAUUCGUCUGUCUGGACAUUCUGUACUGCAAUCCGCACAGCAAUCCGUUGCAACCAGUAAUAAUUCUAACGUGCUAAACGGAACUGCGGCAAACUUGACGACGAUACUACCAUCUACAAAAGCGCAAAAUCAGCCACAGCAGCAGCCGGCUAUUGUAGCAAAUCAAGCGGGGAAAAGUAUUCUACAAACUACCAAUAUAAAACAACAAUCGCAGCAACAACAACAGCAACACGUGUUACCAGGCAAAACUCUCUUGGCAUCGCAGAUUAAAUUAGUUAGCUCAAGUCAAAUUAAAUCGUUACUCACGAGCCAUGGCCUUCAGGGUCAAACUAUAUUCAUCAAACAAUCCUCACCGUCAAAUAAUCAAUCGCAGCAACAACAAUUACAACAGCAGCAGCAGCAACAACAGCAGCAGCAACAACAGCAAUUGAAGCAACAACAACUCCAGCAGCAACGAGUCGCGGCUAAUCAGCAGCAGCCUAUACAACAAACUCCGGGAAUGCAACGCAUAAUUGCACAAAUCGGAGGGAAACCGAUUGCCGUGCAGAUACAACAAUCGCCUCAUCAUCAUCAACAGCAGCAACAGCAACAAAAGAUACUUGCGAAAGUUUUAACUAACAGCAGCGGGGGGCAGAUUAUUUCUGUUGAGAGUUUGCUAGCGCAGAAAGGAUUGAAAUUGGCUACUGCCACUGGUCACGCUAAUCAGCUUAAUAGGCAAGGCAAGCAGGUCAUACAGGCUCAAUAUCAGGUGGUGCCACAAGCGCAAGCAUCUUCUAGUCAAUCAAAAAUAAUAGCAGUGAGCACGCAACAUCAGCAAUCUCAGCCGCAACAGGCUCCGACUGUCCGAAUGGUUACCGCUCAACUCGCGGGAAAACCCAUUGUGUUAGCGAGCAGUAAUAAAAACGUUGGAGUUGCAGUGAGCACCAGUGGCGGGAACGUAGUAUUAGGCAAGCAGCCAGCCACUCAGCAGCAGCAGCAACAACAGACGCAGCAACCGAUUAUCUUGCCGAGCCAGCUGCUCAACAUCAAAACGUUGCAUGGACUCAAAGUAAUCCCCACGCCAACUGGAUUAAAAACCGCAGGUGGUGCCGUGUACGCUCGAGUUAUCGCUCCUACGACGAUAGCUUCCACACAGGCUACAUCGAAUCAACAGCAGACACUUCAAGCGCAAUCGCCAAGGAACACCUCGUACAACACACCUUGACAGAAUUGAUAUUGUUUACAUAUAUAUGUUUGUACUCGAUUUACUUGGCACCACUUCUUUGACUGUUCAUAUGUUACUCAGAUUAUUAAUUGAAACCUUCGAAGUAAUGUCUCAUUACACACGCACUUGCGUAUACAGAGUGGGCCAUUUUAAUCUAUGCACCCAGAUUUCUUUGUACCUGAGACAGAUACGGAAAAAUGGUUCAGACAAAAGUUGUUCAAGAUAAUGGGGGUCAUCUAUCUGUGUAACUAGCUUUAACCUUGAGAUUACUUUUCAAGGUUAUUUGAAGAUCAAAGUGGUUUUUUUUAAUGGGAACCCCUAUUUUUUUAUUACAUA